Messenger RNA from Ochotona curzoniae (black-lipped pika), 2144 nucleotides. It is a transcript of the gene B4GALNT2, whose product is annotated as beta-1,4-N-acetyl-galactosaminyltransferase 2. Gene Ontology annotation, biological process: UDP-N-acetylgalactosamine metabolic process; UDP-N-acetylglucosamine metabolic process. NCBI's taxonomy places the organism in Eukaryota, Metazoa, Chordata, Mammalia, Lagomorpha, Ochotonidae. The coding region runs from base 1 to 2103 and encodes 700 amino acids. The record is from RefSeq and is a predicted model, not a curated record. The transcript has 15 exons.
AUGACAGCGAGGAUCUGGACUGGGUCAGGCUUCAGCAAGAAUCAGAAGUUCGAUCCAGACCCAACCGCUGGGUCAUCAGCUCAGGUGCUCAUUAGCAGGCGGCUGGAACCUGGAACUGGAGCCCAAACUCCAACCCAUACACCUGAUAACGGACGCAGGCAGCGCGAGUGGCUGUUGGAGGAAGUCAGCCGGCACCCUCCGACCGCGGCGCCUUGCCUAGCACAGGGCAAGCCCCGGAUAACCGUGCAGAGCGGCGCCCGCUCGCGCUGCGCCCGCUCGUGCUGCGCCUCGUGGCGGCGUCGGGGAUCGCACCGCGCACCGCACUCCCCCAGACGUGGAGUCGCCGCCCCGGCUGCCCAAUCCAUCCCGGAAUUCCGGGGCGACCGGAAGGACAUAAAGAUUCCCGAGGGCCCCAUCGCCCAGUGCACAGAAAACCCGCACGUCCGGUGUGGAACGGGAAGGGAAUGGGACCCCGCCUUCGCCGGUCCGUUCCCGGGCUCCGAGGCGGGGGAAGCCGUGUCCCGCGCCUCGGAGUUGGGUUCCUCGGAGGCGAUGACCGAGAGUGGGCGCGAGUCCAGGGCUCGGGGUAGCUGUCGAUUUCUGCCGUUGCUCAAGAUAUCGCUCAUCAGCAUCCUGGCACUCAGCAUCGGCUUGCUUAUAUUCAGAGGCGUAGUCCUGCAAGGAGAGUUUUGGGGGCUUCAGCUGGAGCAGUCACGUCCUACGUCCGGGGACCCCACAGCGCUGAAGCUCUUGUCAGAGCAGAGCCUCCGCAACUUCUUCAGCUACGACGGCAUCUGGCUCUUCCCUAAAAAUCAGUGCAAGUGUGAAAGCACCAGGCAGCAAAGAAGUUAUGACCUUCAGGACGGCUAUGACCAGCGGGACCUGCCGGCGGUGAACGCCAGGAGACAGGCUGAAUUUGCGCACUUCCAGAGGAGGGAAGGACUGCCCCGCCCACCGCCCCUGCUGGCUCUGCCCAACCUCCCGUUCGGGUACCCGGUGUACGGAGUGGAGGUGAUGCCCCUGCACACGGUUCUCAUCCCAGGUCUCCAGUUUGAAGGGCCCGACGCACCUGACUAUAAGGUCAACCUGAGUGCGUCCCUGGGGACCCUAAACACCCUUGCGAACGUCUCAGACAACGUCGUGCAGGGCAGAGGCCGGAAGCAGCUGAUCAUUUCAACCAGUGACCGAACUCUUUUGAACUUCAUCCUGCAACAUGUGACCUACACCAGCACGGGGUACCAGCACCCCAAGGUGGACCUGGUGAGCCUGAAAUGGAAGUCUUCUGUGGCCAAGUUUCCAGUGAGCAUCCGCUACCCUGUUAUGCCCAGACUGUAUGACCCUGGGCCAGAGAGGAAUCUCAGAGACCUGGUGACCAUUGCCACCAAGACCUUCCUGCGCCCCAACAAGCUCAUGGUCCUGCUUCGGAGCAUUCGCGACUACUACCCAGACCUGACCGUGAUCGUGGCUGAUGACAGCAAGAAGCCGCUGGACAUCCAGGACAAGCACGUGGAGUAUUACACCAUGCCCUUUGGGAAGGGUUGGUUCGCUGGCAGGAACCUGGCCAUCUCUCAGGUCACCACCAAGUACGUCCUCUGGGUGGAUGACGACUUUCUCUUCAACAACAAGACCAAGAUCGAGGUGCUGGUGGACGUGCUAGAAAACACUCAGCUGGAUGUGGUGGGCGGCAGCGUGCUGGGGAAUGUGUUCCAGUUCAAGCUGUUCUGGGAACAGACGGAGCAGGGGAGCUGUCUUCACCGGAGGCCAGGGUUCUUCCAGCCCCUGGAGGGCUUCCCCGGCUGCGUGGUGACCAGCGGCGUGGUCAACUUCUUCCUGGCCCACACAGAGCGUCUCCGCAGAGUUGGCUUUGAUCCCCGUCUGAAGCGCGUGGCUCACUCAGAAUUCUUCGUGGACGGGUUGGGGAGCCUGCUUGUGGGCUCAUGCCCAGAGGUGAUUGUGGCUCACCAGCCCCGAACUCCAGUGGUGGAUCCAGAGCUGGCUGUCCUGGAAAAGAGCUACAACAAAUACCGGACUAACACCAAAGAGGAGGUCCACUUCAAGCUGGCCCUCCAGUACUUCAAGAACCACUUGCAGUGCGCCAUGUAAAGGCACAGGAAAUACAUCACUUCCUGCCUGUCUGCCAGCGU